Molecule: messenger RNA, 1239 nt
Organism: Kazachstania africana CBS 2517
Lineage: Eukaryota; Fungi; Ascomycota; Saccharomycetes; Saccharomycetales; Saccharomycetaceae
Gene: TSR4
Product: small subunit rRNA maturation protein TSR4
Exons: 1
Coding region: 1-1239 (412 amino acids)
Biological process (GO): maturation of SSU-rRNA
Cellular component (GO): cytoplasm
Source: RefSeq, a predicted model, not a curated record
AUGUCGAGUAUGGAGGAAGUAGCACCAUCUUCUGAUUUUGAAGAUGAACAAAUUUCAUAUAAUUCCAAGUCUGGUGAUGUGUAUUUGGCAUUCGUUGACGCACCAGUCAAAGAAAGUGACGAAAUUACCAUAGAAGAUACAUUUAUUGGAGGUGAACCGGUGUGGCUGCAUCCAGAUUCUGUUCCUCAAAAAGAUAUGCUAAGAUGUGGAGCUUGUAAGAAAUCCGAUGAGAUGAAAUUACUUUUACAAGCAUUUUCACCAUUGGACACUGAACAAAUGGAAAAAAUUCAAAGUGCUCAUGGCAUGAAUAACCUCAAGCAUAUUAACCCAAACGAUGACAGAGUAUUAUACGUUUUUGCAUGUACCAACUGUCAAAGAAAGGGGAACAGUAUUCGUUGUAUCAGAGGUGUUAAACAAAACAAGAAUGAGUCUUCGUUAAACUAUAAAAUAAAAAAUGAAUCAAAUGAAAGCAAAAACUUUCAGAUUAAUCCAUUUGAUUUGGCCAAGACUGAUAGUGUAAAUCCCUUUGGUGGUGACAACCCAUUUGGAGCAAAUUCUUUUGGAACAAAUCCAUUUGCCUCCAGUGCAAAAACAGAAACCGAUAAUUCUAAACCAGUAAAUGACAAUACUAAUGAGCUGUCAGUUAAAGCAGCCAGAAAGUUGCAUGAUUUGAAAGCCGAUAAGAGGUUUGACUCUAAGAAGGCGUUUAAAAACUACUUAUUGUAUGUAGAAGUGGAGUCUUUUAAGAACAAACCAGAUCAUUUGAAGCUACCCAAGAAUCUCAAAAUUGAUAGAGAAGCUUUAGAUUUGGAUAAUUCAGAUGAUAUUGAAAGUGAUCUAAUGAAGGAUCCAAUCAAAGUGGAUCCUAGAACAGAAAAGCUUUCAAAGUUUUUAGAUGAUGAUGUUUUCCAGAAAUUUCAAGAGAUCGCUGCCUAUAAUCCUCUGCAAGUUCUACGUUAUGAUAUUGGUGGUAAGCCUCUAUAUUAUGCAGAACCAAAGAACAAAAUAAAUCUCGAAGAAAUUGUAGCAAGACCGGGCUUCAACCCCUUUAGUAAGAGGAUUUUUGAAAUGCAAUUGAUGCCAAAGAUGAUUUUGGAUUUGGAAGGUUCAGUCAGUAUUGAACAGGGGAUGGAAUGGGGAACCAUUCUCGUUUUCACUGAUAUUGAAAAUUUCACUCCAAGCUUUGAUGAGCAUGGUGUGGGUUAUGUAGAGGAAUGCGUAAAAGUGCAAUGGGAGUGA